AGUCGUGCUCGGAUCACUGAAGUGAAAAGUUGAAACCUGAAAACUAACAUUGAUUGUGUGGAAUAUCAAAGUUAAUAGAAAUAAAAGCAUAGAAGUUAUUCUAUUGAGUUGCAUAUCUAUCAUUAAAGUUCACUUGAAAUAAAGAGAUUGUUAAAUCGAACAAAAUGAGACCUCCACAUUUUGGACAAGACAUAACAAAUACCACAUCACAGAAUAAUAAUUCGGGAGAUGGGAAUGGAGAUGGAGACAGCGAUAGAACACGACAAGAAUAUAUCAUCAGUCGUUUGACUCAGAAUGGUGCAACUCCAGUUGCUCACAUAGCUGGUAGAGGAAUUAUUCGGGUCGUUAGUAGAUGUGAAGAUGCCAAAGAAAAUAAUAAUUUAGGUAGUACUACGUUGUGAAAUUGAGAACGUGGUUUGAGUGUGAAUUGAUCGGAAUGGCUUAUCAAGUAACUGAAGUAGUUAAAAGAUGUCAGAAUGCUAAUGAAAGUCUUAUCUUAGAUUUAUCAGAAUGCUCACUCAUUCAAGUGCCUGACGCCGUAUACCAUUUGAUGAGACACACAGAACUUAAGAGUUGUGAUUUAUCUGGAAACGUGAUAACCAAGAUUUCUCCGAAGUUUGCUGUAAAAUUCAAUUUGAUAACAGAGCUGAAUUUAUCACAAAAUCAAAUGGCAAAACUUCCUGACGAGCUGUCAGAUUUAAACUACUUGGAGACUUUAGAUAUUUCGUGUAACUCUUUCUUAUCUCUUCCCACUGUUGUCUUCAAGUUAAAGAAUUUGAAGAAGCUCAUUGCACAUACAAACAAAAUAAUUGAGAUUGAUUUUGAUCUUCUCGAUGUCAAUAACAACUCUUUGGAAUCAGUUGAUCUCAGAUUUAAUCCACUUACAGGGAUCUGCUACGAUAUUUUGAAAGAAGCAAAGGUCAACUUCAAAAUCGAACUUUCUGAGAGAAUGAAAGAAGAUUGGGAAGAUCUUGAUAUUUAAUAGUUUACACAUUUUAUGAUUAUCACAUGUCCCUUUACUUUCAUUUAUCAUUAAGUGGGAGUGAUUUUUCAUUUAGUCAAAGUUUUCCCUUGGUUGUUUAGUUUCAAAAGAUAUUUUCGACUGUAGGAAAAUAUAUUUGUCAACUUUUAUUUUAAAACUUUUGUGUUAACAAAGUAAAAAAAAUAUGAACAAAACGUGCCUUUCAAUUGUCACAACUCUAUUAAUCAUAAUCAAAGUUUGAAAGUUUGUUGAGGAAGAUGUGAUACAUUUUUUCUUUUCUCAAUUGAAUAUUUAGUAUCUCAUCUAGUCAUGUGCUAACCAUAAGUUAAGAGAUUUUGAACCAAAAUUAAUAUCUAAACUCCUUGAAUGUAUGUACUUAGAAUUUAAGUCCUUUUUUAUAUCGUUCGUGCAAUGGUUUUGAUGUGAAAAAAUAAUAAUUCGAAACGAAAAACAAAAUGAAAACUAAUCAAAAAUAAAGUAAUGAUGAUUAAUUUCAUCUAGAAUCAAACAAAA
Messenger RNA from Clunio marinus, 1495 nucleotides. The record is from the annotation of a GenBank genome assembly. NCBI's taxonomy places the organism in Eukaryota, Metazoa, Arthropoda, Insecta, Diptera, Chironomidae.